CUGCUAACGAUCGCAACUUGACAUCAAAAUCAAACAAAUCUAAACCAAUCAUAUCUGUGCCCAUCAAUCACAUGGAGUCCGAGAGAGGGAUCGAGUCGUACAACAACUCCAACUCUAGUGAACCAAUGCUUGAAGACCCAGAAGAGGAUUUCGAGGGCGGGAUGUCUGUCGAGGAGUUCAUCCAACACUUGAAAGACAUGGGAAAGAAGGGUCUUCAGGACGAAUACAAUGCAAUCAAAUUUCGCGGAGCGGACGGAACUUUUGAAGUGUCGAGACUGCGAGCCAAUCAAAGUAAGAACAGGUAUACAGACGUUCCCUGUUAUGACAGAACACGAGUCAAACUGUCCCUCAUUGACGACGACCCCAACUCUGACUAUAUUAAUGGCAAUUAUGUUAAUGGAUAUAAACAGAGAAACGCAUUCAUUUCAACGCAAGUCCAUUGCCAAAAACUUUUAAUGACUUUUGGCGUUGUGUUUGGGAAAACAAUUGCUGUGUUAUUGUUAUGACCACCAAAACUAUGGAAAGACGGUGUACUAAGUGUGGACAGUAUUGGCCU
Molecule: messenger RNA, 556 nt
Organism: Oppiella nova
Lineage: Eukaryota; Metazoa; Arthropoda; Arachnida; Sarcoptiformes; Oppiidae
Source: the annotation of a GenBank genome assembly